Penicillium oxalicum is the source of this 1200-nucleotide messenger RNA. RefSeq names its product ACL4 family protein. Lineage: Eukaryota; Fungi; Ascomycota; Eurotiomycetes; Eurotiales; Aspergillaceae. The record is from RefSeq and is a predicted model, not a curated record. The transcript has 2 exons. The coding region runs from base 1 to 1200 and encodes 399 amino acids. Gene Ontology annotation, molecular function: protein binding.
AUGGGAAAGCCCCGGCCUCAAAAGAAAAAGUCCUCCAAGUCCCGCGCAAAGACCGUCCUUGGCCCUGGUGGCUCGGUCUCGAAACACAAAAUGGCCGAAGACCCCUCUAAGCUUCUCGACCAAGCCACCAUUCUGCUGGCGACCGGCCGAGCUGAUGAGGCGCUACUGACGGCGCAACAGGCCUUGAGUCUGGCUUCCGAGAACGCUUCUGUACGAUUGCAAGCGAUAAACCUGCUUGGAGAAAUCAAUGUCGAAUUGGGCGAAAUCGACACCGCCCGGAACUAUUUCCUCAACGCGGUUGAGCUGGAUCCUACUGGGUCAAUACCAGAGUCCGAGGGCGGUGGUGCUGAGAAGUUUAUGUGGCUCGCCCAAUUGAGCGAACAAGGUGGUACGGACAGUGUUCAGUGGUUCGAAAAGGGCGUUUCGUCUCUCCGGCGGACGCUGGAGUCUCUUGAAGGCAAGACAAGCACGGAAGAGAUUUCUUUUGCCGAGGAGAAGAAGGUCAAGUUGUCCAAUGCUCUAUGUGCGGUGGCGGAAAUUUACAUGACCGAUCUUUCAUGGGAAGAAGAUGCCGAAGCUCGAUGUGAGGCACUGAUUACAGAAGCUCUUGCCGUCACGCCAAAUGCGCCUGAAGUUCUUCAGACUUUCGCGUCUAUCCGGAUAUCACAGUUGAAGAUUGAAGAAGCUCAGGAAGCCCUCAAGAAGAGCAUCACUUUAUGGAAGGACCUGGCUCCCGAGGACCCCAAAGUGCCCGACUUUGCUGUCCGCAUCAGCCUUGCACGUCUUCUCAUGGAGGUGACCUUGGAGUUCGAAGCUCUUGAGGUUCUGGAGCGUCUCAUUCUGGAGGAUGAUCAAAGCGUGGAGGCAUGGUAUCUGGGUGGCUGGUGCUUGUAUCUCCUCGCCGAGAAACAACAAGCACCAAAGGAUAUUGUCGAGGAUGAGGCUGCGGAAUCACCGCGACAUGCAUCCCUGAUUGCGAGUCGAGAGUGGCUCAAACAAAGUCUGAAGCUCUACGAAGUGCUACAGUAUGAGGAUGAGCCGCUGAAGGUCCACGCUCUUGAGCUCAUCCACGGCAUGACCGAUGAGAUUGGAGAGGAUGAUGAGAGUGAGGCCGAGGGGGAAGGUGAUGGUGAGGAUUGGGACGAGGAGAUUGAGGCGGCCUCCGAUGAUGACGAAGAUCACGAGAUGGCCGACUCAUAG